AUGAAGGCCUCAGAUAUUAACAAAUCAGGAAUGUUUAGAAUAAGAGCGUUCAACGCUGAACAUAAAUGUUCACUGAAAGAUAGGGUGUAUUCACAACGACAAGUAACAAGCAAUUUAGUUGGAGGAAUUGUUAAGACUAAAUUGGUAGAUCAUAAAAGGAAAUACACACCUGCUGACAUAAAAAAAGAUAUGAAGCUGGAUCUUGGUGUUGAUAUAACUUACAUGUUGGCUUGGAGAGCUAAAGAAAGGGCUUUGAUUUCUUUGAGGGGCAUGCCAGGAGGAUCCUACAACAAACUACCUGAGUAUUUGUAUAUAUUGGGUAUUACAUAUCCAGGAUCCCAUAUACGCUUGCAGAAAACAAAUGAAGAUAGAUUUUUGUACCUAUUUGUUGCAUUGGAUCCUUUCAUCAAAGGAUUUGACCAUUGCCGACCUGUAGUCGUAGUUGAUGGGAGUCACCUCCGAGGACCUUAUAAUGGAACUUUUGUAGCAGCAAGCACAACUGACGGUGCAAGUAUAUAA
Messenger RNA from Solanum verrucosum, 519 nucleotides. RefSeq lists its product as uncharacterized. The record is from RefSeq and is a predicted model, not a curated record. The transcript has a single exon. Bases 1 to 519 code for a protein of 172 amino acids. Lineage: Eukaryota; Viridiplantae; Streptophyta; Magnoliopsida; Solanales; Solanaceae.